AUGAUUAACGAACUUUCCAUCAGCACACGUGUAUGUUGUUCCGACGUCCAACGAUCAGUGCGAAACAGACGCAACAACUACAAUAAUUUCGGCCGCCAAAAUAAUAAUUACGAUGACCGAAACCUUGGAUACAAUAAUUACCCUAAUCCACAAAACCCAAACGGUUACGGAUUCAGUAAUAAUCCAAGUGAUAAUGGCUGGGGUUCGAAUGAAGAUAAUGAGUACCGUAAUCAGGGUAACCCGGGUUAUGAUAGCAGAGAAUCUGGGUACAAUAAUCGGCGACCAAAGAAUUAUUUUAAUUCGAAUAAUAGUCCGUAUGUGACAGCGAGUCCAUUCUUUCCUGUUCGCGGGCAAGGUCGUGGGGGAAAUAGUCAACGGGGUCAUUGCCCUGUAACAAGCUUACCCCCGAAGCCUGAUACAGGAUGUUGCGGCCGCGAGGCGUCUGAUAGCGACAGGAUUAUCGACAGGCCUAAGCCACCCUCCUACUAUGACGAAGGGCCUAGGAAUAAUGGGAAUAACUUUUUCGGGAACUCUGCAUGGCCUUAUAACAGGCCUCAGGGAAGGUUCAUAAGGUCUGCUAAGGACGUUCCUGAAGUUACAGUUGGCAAUCGUAUAGCAGGUGGUCGGGAAACUGAAUUGGAGCAGUUCCCUUGGACUGUUCUGCUGGAAGUGACUUUCGACUAUGGAGAUAAGAGACAGGGCUACAACUGCGGAGGUUCGCUCAUCAGCUCGAAAUAUGUCCUGACUGCCGGUCACUGCGUUUUUGAUCAGGGAGGCAAGAUUUCAAACGUAGACAUAUACUUAGCGGAAUACGACAAGCGUACGUUCCCAAAAGAUUGUAAGAACGUACUGGGUGAAGGACAGAAAUGUAUAGAAAACAUCGUGAUGAAGGCCGAAGACGUAGUACUACAUCCUCAAUAUGAUGAUACACAGCUUACUAACGAUAUUGCUCUGAUAAGGAUACAAGGCAACGCACCUUAUACUGACUACAUUCGACCCAUCUGCCUGCCAUCCAUUGACAUCGACAGCCCGGACUUCUCGAACCUUCGUCUAGCCGUCGCCGGGUGGGGUCGAAACGGCCGCUACCGAUCGAACAUCAAACAAUCAACAAUCGUCAAUCUAGUGCCUCAGGAAAAAUGCAUAAAAUUCUACCCAAACCUGUCAAGACGACAAAUGUGUGCGGCGGGCUACACUGGCGAGGACACGUGCAAAGGUGACUCUGGCGGCCCUCUCAUGACGGUGUAUGGCGGGAAGUACCAAGUGGUGGGUGUCGUGAGUGGGAAGCGGGCGGACUCGCCCUGCGGGACCUCCGUGCCCUCACUCUACACUAACGUCUACCACUACAGAGAAUGGAUACAGAACAAUAUGAAGAAUUAA
This is a messenger RNA of Spodoptera exigua (beet armyworm), 1377 nucleotides long. The record is from the annotation of a GenBank genome assembly. Lineage: Eukaryota; Metazoa; Arthropoda; Insecta; Lepidoptera; Noctuidae.